Molecule: messenger RNA, 1225 nt
Organism: Camelina sativa (false flax)
Lineage: Eukaryota; Viridiplantae; Streptophyta; Magnoliopsida; Brassicales; Brassicaceae
Product: putative UDP-3-O-acylglucosamine N-acyltransferase 2, mitochondrial
Biological process (GO): lipid A biosynthetic process
Source: RefSeq, a predicted model, not a curated record
GAUAUGUCUGCCCGUUAAGAAGAGACAAUUCAAUAUCAAAACCCUAAAUUGACAUUUGUUUAUAUAGAAAUAUUCUGCUAAAGUUUUGAACUUUAUCAGUUGGGGCAAAAAAUAAAGUUUAGGGCUUUUAAAUACACGAACCUCGUUCCUUAGAUUUUUCUUCUUCUUCUUCUUCUUCUUCUUCUUCUUCGUUUCUGUGACUAUGGCAGCUACUCUUUGGAGAUUAUACUCUAAAUCUGUACGUGGUUCUCUUCAAGGAAUCUUUUUGAACAGACCCUUUAUCCGGAAACAGCUUCUUCUUCCUUCGAGUUGUCAAAGUUUAUCUUUUUCCUCAGAUCAUCAGUUGGGUUCUGCGUCUGCUGAGGUUUCUUCAAAUGCAGCGACCAAUGAUGGUAUCAUAAGUGAAGGGUUCCUAAGAUGGAGAAAUGGAGGAGGGACAUGUCACAGCUCGGCUGUAAUUGAUUCCUCGGCUUUGGUUGAGGUUGGUGCUGUAGUUCAUGAAAAAGCGGUCUUAGGUGCAGAGGUUCAUGUAGGAUCUGGUACUGUGGUUGGACCAUCAGUUAAAAUCGGCCCUUCCACAAGAAUCGGAUAUAAUGUUUCAGUUAGCAACUGUAGUAUUGGUGAUUCAUGUGUGAUCCACAAUGGAGUCUGCAUAGGUCAAGAUGGAUUUGGUUUUUAUGUUGAUGAACAUGGAAACAUGCUGAAGAAGCCUCAAACUUUAAACGUGAAGAUAGGGAAUCGUGUAGAUAUAGGAGCAAAUACUUGCAUUGAUCGAGGCAGCUGGAGAGAUACAGUAAUCGAAGAUGAUACUAAGAUAGACAACUUAGUGCAGAUUGGUCAUAAUGUGAUCAUAGGAAAAUGUUGCUUGCUUUGUGGUCAAGUAGGCAUCGCUGGUUCAGUAACAAUUGGUGACUAUGUGGCUUUAGGGGGACGAGCUGCUGUUCGAGACCAUGUCUCCAUUGUAUCCAAGGUUCGACUCGCUGCUAAUAGUUGUGUUACCAAAAACAUCAGUGAGCCUGGGGAUUUUGGAGGCUUUCCUGCUGUUCCAAUUAACGAAUGGAGAAAGCAGAUUGUUCGAGCUCAGAUUUCGAACAAGAGAAGAACCUAAAUUUAUGUACUACUCAAAUGUAUUUGCAUAAUGUCAUUUGUUAAAGUAGACUCAUGUUAAAGUAAGAACACAAUCAAACUAGUAACUUAGAUGUAAUAAACAAUUAUUUUUUUUACC